AUGCAGAAUAUACAAUCACGGUUGCCUGUAAAAGCAGCAGCCAAGACAAGCGUGUUGUCCAAGUCAUGGCUACAUGCUUGGUCUACAAUCCCUACCCUCAUAUUUCAUGUUCCCAUCGGCAACAUACCGAUCGAGAGGUUUGACCUUAAAAAACAACAAAGAAAGCAGUUGAAGUUGGUCUACAUCGACAACACCCUAAUAAGAUAUCUCCGUGACAACAUACCGAUCGAAAGGUUUGACCUUAAACUCCCUGUUGAGAACAGGGAACAUUCUUCUCUUGCCCAAAAGUGGAUUCGUUCAUUGGCAACCAAAACUUGUCUUAAAGAGCUUUCUCUCAACUUCGUGGUAUACGGUGGCUUGAUGAAACUGCCAGAUGAGAUACUCUGUGGUGAAAACUUAACUUCGAUAAGAGUUUCAGGUUCACGGUGGUUGAGGACUAGUGAUUGUCCUCCAAUCAUCAACUGUGUGUCCCUACGAGAACUGUAUUUCUCGGGUGUGCGCAUAAGUCAACAAAUACUUGACCACAUAUUGACGUCUUGUAGGUUGCUUGCGAAGAUAGAGCUAAGAAAUUGUUCCAGUUUGGACCUCAAAACCAUCAAGGUUAAAAGCCUUCCUUGUCUUAACGAAUUAAAAAUUACAGAAGAAGGGCGAGUUCGUAGAGUGGAGAUCAAUAAUGUCCCAAAUCUUAGCUUCUUUAGCUGCAAUCUGCUUGACCAACGGACGCAUCAUGUUCCAUUCAACCCUCAUUCAAUAUCAUUAGGAAGCAGUGUGACAGAAUUAUCGUUAGGUGGUCAUGGCCUUGUGACAGACGAUGCAUCUCUGGACAUGAUCAAAUCAGGGUUACCUUUUCUCGAGAGUUUGACCCUUAAUAUGACAUUCUGGACGUUGGAAAGCUUCCACUUCACAUGCGCUUCCAUCAGGAGAUUUUCCUUGUUGGAUUGCAAAAACAGGCUUAUCGAUAUACAGGUCCAUGCUUUGAAAUUACUUUCUUUUCACCUCAGUGGCUACACAAUGCCUAGUCUCUCGUUUCCAAUCUCUACUACUCUCGAGGAAAUCACAUUUCUGCUAUAUCCUGAAACACGUUUUGGUGCUUCUUUUUUUCUUAAGAUGAGGGAAGCACUUGAGUUAUCCUUAUCAAGCAAGUACUACGUUCAUAUAAAAUUCCAUCGGCGGCAGUUUCCAUUAGAAAAGGACCUCCUCGAUGAUUUAAAAACAAGGCUCCAGUUUCCUCCUGCCACAAACGUGGAAACUCUGUCAUUUGCAACUUCUCCGGAUGAUUGCCUGGGGGAGGAGAACUCCUCAGUUUUUGAUGCUUUAUUUGAGAUUUGCCAUCCCGAGCUCGUAAAUGUAAAAUUGAUGCUGAGGGAGUUCUUGGAGAAGAAGAUGACUAGAACAAUGGCCAAUUGGCAUCGUUACCUGCAUAAUUUUCAAGUAAGAAAAAAAGUUCAAAAAAAAAGAGAAACCCUUUUAAAUCCCCGCUUUUUAGACUGGUCUGGUUCCUAUGCCGAGUUCAAACUUGAGUGGUCUUAA
Lactuca saligna is the source of this 1530-nucleotide messenger RNA. The record is from the annotation of a GenBank genome assembly. Lineage: Eukaryota; Viridiplantae; Streptophyta; Magnoliopsida; Asterales; Asteraceae.